This is a messenger RNA of Oncorhynchus gorbuscha (pink salmon), 3718 nucleotides long. Its product is annotated as exostosin-1c-like. Gene Ontology annotation, molecular function: glycosyltransferase activity. Gene Ontology annotation, cellular component: membrane. The record is from RefSeq and is a predicted model, not a curated record. The transcript has 12 exons. The coding region runs from base 1086 to 3365 and encodes 759 amino acids. NCBI's taxonomy places the organism in Eukaryota, Metazoa, Chordata, Actinopteri, Salmoniformes, Salmonidae.
GAUACAGGGAAUGACACUUGUCGUGACCCAGGGAUAGGCUGCAGUCUGUGUCUCAUAUAGGGUAAAGUACUGCUGUCACGUUGAAUAUUCACUGAGAGGGAAUCAUAUGAAAUAAUGUGCUAAUUUCCUCUCUACGGAGAAAGCGUGCCGUUGAAUGUGGCUCCAGGUAGUGCGAACACCCAAAUGCUGCCACUGUGGAGAGUGAGAACUGUGAUUGUAAUCGCAGACAUAGGCGGAGGGAAUCGCCGUGGUGAUUAUAAUUUUUUAUGGACGCGCCCGGUGUGUAUGUUUGCGCGUGUCAGUCGUGUAACACAAUCAUGUUACAGAGCUCGUAAAUCGAGAGGAGCGCCAGUGCAUCAACUACAUCGAUGUAUUGAUCUACCCUCAUGCCGCUAGAAAGGACGCUCAAUUUGUAUGCAAACACAACGUGCCGCUGUAGCUCGAGGAGCGUCAAGAGAACAGAAGCAAGCAAGCAAUUACAUAUUUGCUUGACAACUAUUGCUGACAACUCACGAAGAUUACCGACAAGGACUAAAUACUUGCUUUUGAAAGUGGAUGAGACUGUCUGCAUGUCAUUCCCGUAGGACCGCAAUAAGUACAGGUAACAACACAAUAACCUAGCGGUUAGAGCUCGUUGGGCCAGAAACCGAGAGGUCGCUGGUUCGAAUACCUGAACUGACAAGGAGAGACCCGGGAGACAGCGGGCGCCAUGAGGCGGCGAGGAGGGCUUGAGAGAGAGGAGACAUCGUCCUUCAUCAUCCACAGCAUCGGGCAGUGCAGGAAGUGCACACACGCACCACAGAGACGGUCUAGCAAGAGACAGGCUAACGGCACCCGAAUCUGAGCGGGAGAAACCGGAGAGAGUGGCUUCAACAUCCAUUUAUUUAUCCUCAAUGGGCUCGAACUGGAUGGGACCAGACUUGGAAGUGACGAUGUCCAAGUUAACACACCGUUCUAUAUUGGACCCUCCUUGUUAGACCUUUCGAAAUAACUCGCCCACCGCUCUGAGGCUUAGAACUGAGGGGCAGAGAGAGAAAAAGAGAGGAGAGUGAUAGAGGAAGAGAACGAGAGGCACUCUGGGCCCCAUGCAGGCGCGUAAGAAGUAUGUCCUGCUGGGGCUGUGUGCUUGCUGUUGGCUGCUGCUCUUCUACUGGGGAGGCGGGGUCCAGGUCCGUCUCUUCAAGCUGCUGGGGCGGCCGAGGGGUGAGGUGGUGCGUCCCUGGCCCAACUGGACCGACCGGGCCUUCCUGCCGGGCUAUGCCCAGCUGGAGGAACUCCAGACGGGGCCGGGUUCCGCCGAGUCACCCCACCAGCGUCACCAAGCCUGGACGGGCAUCUAUAAAGACAGUCGCUGCCGCAUGGAGACCUGCUUCGACUUUACGAGAUGUCGACGUAGAGGGCGGGACGGGUUUAGAGUAUACGUCUACCCGUCGGAGAAGGGCGAGCGCAUAUCGGAGAGCUAUCGUAAGAUACUGAUGUCUAUAGGCGAGUCGCGGUACUACACCACGGACCCUCGCGAGGCGUGUCUGUUCGUUUUGGGGAUUGACACUCUGGACCGAGACCAGCUCUCGGGGCAGUUCGUGCCCAACCUGGACGAUCGUAUCAAAGGUUACCCGCUCUGGAACGAGGGACGGAACCACCUUGUCUUUAAUCUGUACUCGGGGACCUGGCCCAACUACAACGAGGACCUGGGCUUCAAUAUUGGCCAGGCCAUCCUGGCUAAAGCCAGCCUCAACACGGAACACUUCAGGCCCGGGUUCGAUGUCUCCAUCCCCCUGUUCUCCAAGGAGCACCCCCAGAAGGGGGGCGAGAGGGGCUGGUUGGUGCGAAACACAGUGCCCCCACGCAGGAAGUACCUGUUGAUGUUCAAAGGGAAACGGUAUCUAACGGGCAUCGGGUCGGACACCCGUAACGCCCUGCAUCACAUCCAUAACGGGAAGGACAUCGUGUCCCUCACCACAUGCCGUCACGGGAAGGACUGGGAGAAACACAAAGAUGCCCGCUGUGACCAUGACAACCUGGAGUAUGAGAAGUUUGAUUACCAGGAGCUGCUCCACAACUCCACCUUUUGCCUGGUUCCUCGGGGGCGUCGCCUGGGCUCCUUUCGCUUCCUAGAGUCUCUACAGGCGGCGUGUAUUCCAGUGUUGCUCAGUAAUGGUUGGGAGCUGCCCUUCUCUGAUGUCAUCCAGUGGAACCAGGCUGUCAUAGAAGGAGAUGAGCGAUUGCUACUGCAGGUCCCAUCUACAGUGCGCGCGGUGGGAAAUGAGUGGGUCCUGGCUCUGAGGCAGCGCACUCAGAUGCUGUGGGAGGCUUACUUCUCCUCCGUGGACAAGAUAGUCCUCACCACACUGGAGAUAAUCAAAGACCGGGUGUUCUCCCACAUCUCCAGAAAUAAGUACAUGUGGAACGCCUUACCAGGAGGCCUGCUCGUCCUGCCAGAGUACUCCACACACUUGGCCCACUUCCCCUUCUACUACCUGAGCUUAGGGGUCAGUCCAGGUCAAGAGUUCACCGCCAUCAUCCAUGCCGUCUCUCCGUUGGUCUCCCAGUCUCAGCCAAUCAUGAAGCUGCUUCAGGUGGUUUCCAAGUCCAAAUACUGUUCACAGAUCAUCAUCCUGUGGAACAGUGAGAAGCCGCCGCCCCACAGGAGUAAAUGGCCACCCAUGCCUGUCCCCCUCACUGUGACAGACGGUAGGAGGAAGACGAGCAGUCGUUUCCUGCCCAACGUGGCCAUAGAGACAGAGGCAGUACUGAGUCUGGAUGAAGAUACAGUCCUGCUGACCAGUGAGGUAAACUUUGCCUUCUUGGUGUGGAGAAGUUUUCCUGAGCGUAUCGUGGGCUACCCCCCUAGGAGUCACUUCUGGGACCCGGUGAAGCAUGCGUGGGGGUACACCUCCAAGUGGACUAACGAAUACUCCAUCGUUCUGACGGGAGCAGCCUUCUACCACAGGUACUAUCACUACCUGUUCUCCCACUACCUGCCCCCCUCACUACGGGCACUGGUGGACCGCACUUCCAACUGUGAGGACAUCCUCAUGAACUUCCUGGUUUCCUCCGUCACCCACCUGCCACCAAUCAAAGUGGCCCAGAGGAAGCAGUACAAGGAGCUGCCCAGCCCACAGGUGAGGCGACACCCAUCGAUGGUGAAUUUGACCAAUGAGCUGCCCAGCCCACAGGGUACGAAGAUGAGCGCUCCGUGGGCCAACCCAGAGCACUUUACCCAGAGACAGGAGUGUGUGAACAGCUUUGCCAGAUGGUUUGGCUACAUGCCCCUGGUCCACUCCCAGUUCCGCCUGGACCCCCUGCUCUUCAAGGACCAGGUGUCUGUCCUGCGCAAGAAGUACAAGGACCUGGAACGUGCAUGACAGGGACCGAGACAGAAACACUGUGUGGAGGCCUGGUCUGGUGGUUAAAUGUAGACAGAGCCUGGUGAUAAAAGGAGGGAGGGGACCUAAAGCUAAGAGACUCCGCCUCCAGGGAUCUGAGACAACAGGCUAUUGGAGGAGUAAACAUAUGGAGGAAGCCUUAUGUCCUCGGUGGAAGAUGCCACUCACUCCCAUUGUGGUUUGAACGGAGUGGAAGGCACCAAGUGGACAGUUAAUGGUGCAAUGCACUCCAGCUGGUGUAUUUCUACAGUACACCAGAGAGUUGAGAAUGUCGCAUAGCAAUUGGUUCAUUCCACGUAACUAUAAGACCAAUAAAAACAGUGCAAACGGCA